GUUGUCGCCCGGGUAACCAGCAACAUCUCCGGCUUCCCAGGGCUGCUGCAGCAGCAAAAGCGUAAAUAUGUCAGAGAUCAUGAAGGAUAAAGCCACCCGCUUGGCCAAGAACAGAGGCAGCAUAUCUUCUAUGGGGAGCCAUGAGAUCAGAGCAAAGGAUUUCUUUGGAAGAAACAAAGACUCUGUAAGUACGGUGUCAUAUAUGGAUGAACCUGGCCACCAUGAGGAUAGUCUGCGCCCAGCUAUUCAGAUGGAGAACACAUACCAAUUAGGUCCUACAAAGUAUUUCCCAAUCACUGCUGUGAAUAAUAUCUUGAAGGAUGUGGUAGUAAGUUAUCUACAGGAAGAACAAUAUGAAGCAGAGUUGUGCAGGCAAAUGACUAAAACUAUAUCUGAGGUAAUAAAAGCCCGGAUAAAAGACCUGAUGGUACCAAGAUACAAAAUUAUUGUGAUUAUAUAUAUUGGACAGCUAGGUAAACAGAGCAUGCAGAUUGGAAGCAGGUGCCUUUGGGACAGUACAAGUGAUACUUUUUCUUCAUACUCCUUUAAAAAUAGAUCAUUGUUUGCUCUUGCAAAUGUCUAUGCUCUUUACUCUGAAUGAUGAUGCAAAAAAUGUGAGCUGAAAAACAAACUAGAUCUUAUUUUUGAAUUACACUUCUAUCCACCUUUACAUAAUGAUAAGUUGCAUUAAUAAACCAAUGUGCAUGGUUGUUAUGUUUGCUAAGUAAUCUAUUAAUUAUGGAAGAAAAAGUCAAUUACUUUUUGAGACACCACUAUUGUAAUUGCAACUAAUGACACAGAACUAUUUGGUCCUGAAUACAUUGGUGCUUAAAAAUUUGUGAACCCUUUUGACUUUUCAGUGGUUCUGCAUUAAUGUAGUUUGAUAUCAUUUUCCUCAAUAAAUAAAUGUACAAGUAUAAUGUUUUGACUCAUUAGUUUAAUUAGGUUCUCUUUAGUGUGGAGAACAGGUCCUAUUUUAGGUAAUAUUUGUGAAGAAAUAUUGAAAAUUCAAAAGGACUCGCAAACUUUUAAGCACUGCUGCAGGUUUCCAGGAAAAGAUUCAGUAUCCCUGAUAUAAUACCUGUGAUAGAAUAAUAGAUAUGAAUAUGAAAUGCAAUUACCUAUGUUUACAUUCUUGAAUAAUAAUUGGUAUAUAACUGUAAUAAGCAGAUUUGCUUAUACUUAUACAGGUAAUUAGUUGGAAAGGUAAGCUAAUCCAUUUAAAAUGUAAUUUGGCUUUUCAGAGAAAUUGGUAUGAGUUAAUAGAAAAACAUGGGAAACUAUACGGUACUGUACACAUUAGAUAAUAGCAGUAGUAAUUAAAGUGUUCUUUUUAUUUUUAUAAAAUAAUUAGAUAAGAACAUAACUGGUUAAGGACCAGUCCACUUCCUAAGAGGUUGCCUAUUGAGCAGCUAAAAUUAAAUAAUAUAAAUAUAAAAAUAUAAAUAAAUCACUUGUUAAAUGUAUUGAUAAACUGAAUAACGUUUUAAGAAAAGAA
Protobothrops mucrosquamatus (brown spotted pit viper) is the source of this 1498-nucleotide messenger RNA. It is a transcript of the gene DYNLT5, whose product is annotated as Tctex1 domain containing 1. The coding region runs from base 68 to 601 and encodes 177 amino acids. Gene Ontology annotation, biological process: microtubule-based movement. Lineage: Eukaryota; Metazoa; Chordata; Lepidosauria; Squamata; Viperidae. Gene Ontology annotation, cellular component: cytoplasmic dynein complex; cytoplasm. The record is from RefSeq and is a predicted model, not a curated record. Gene Ontology annotation, molecular function: dynein intermediate chain binding. The transcript is spliced from 5 exons.